This is a messenger RNA of Nylanderia fulva, 2467 nucleotides long. RefSeq names its product tRNA (cytosine(34)-C(5))-methyltransferase Nsun2 (gene Nsun2). Gene Ontology annotation, cellular component: nucleus; cytoplasm. Gene Ontology annotation, biological process: tRNA methylation. Gene Ontology annotation, molecular function: tRNA binding; tRNA (cytidine-N5)-methyltransferase activity. Lineage: Eukaryota; Metazoa; Arthropoda; Insecta; Hymenoptera; Formicidae. The record is from RefSeq and is a predicted model, not a curated record.
CGCUUCUCUCCUCUCUAACCCUAACCUACCACGUGUGAGAUGAACGUGUAGUUAGUAAAACGAUUAUUCGCGUUUUCAUAUAAAUUAAUACGGGCAAAAAUUGUAUUUGUACAAUUAUUAGUGCUUAUUAAUCAAAGCUACGUCUUUUAAAAGAAAAAUGGGAAAAGGUCGGAGAAAUAAACCGAAAAAGAACUUCGCUGAAAAACGUCGCGAGAAACAAAAAAAAAAAGAAGAAUGGGAUAGUACUCCUCAUAGAAGUUAUGCAGAUAUUAUCAGAGAGAACAAAGAUUUUGAGAAUUAUUACAAGACACAAGGAAUAGUUCCGGAGGAUAAAUGGGACGCAUUUAUCAGUACUAUGAGGACCAAUCUGCCAGUUGCUUUUCGCAUUACUGGUUCGAAAGCCGAAGCUAAAGCCUUAUUGGAGAUAAUCAAAAGUGAUUUCUUUAAAGGAAUUUUAAAUGCAAAUCUGGAUGAUGAUAAGGAAGAUGUUAAGAAUGAAGUGAAAACUAUAUUACAUAGUCUACCCUUUUAUCCGGAGGAGUUGGCAUGGCAAUUGCAAUUAACUAGGAAAGAUAUUAGACGAUCUGAAGCCUAUUAUAGGUUACAUAACUUUCUCAUCGCUGAAACUAACAAUGGUAGCAUCAGCAGACAAGAAGUAGUUAGUAUGGUUCCUCCUUUAGUGUUGGAUGUCAAGCCUUCGCACAAGGUUCUUGAUAUGUGCGCAGCACCAGGAUCAAAGACAGUGCAACUUAUAGAAAUGGUACACGCAGAUGAAGGAAAUAUUCCUCCAGAGGGUUUUGUAAUAGCCAAUGAUCUUGACAAUAAUCGCUGCUACAUGCUGGUACACCAAGCUAAAAGACUGAAUAGUCCAAACAUUCUUAUUACAAAUCAUGAUUCAUCUGUUAUGCCCAACUUUAUAAUUACUAAUCCAGAUGGUACAAAAGACACAUUAAAAUUUGAUAGGAUACUUGCAGAUGUCCCAUGUAGUGGUGAUGGUACUAUGCGAAAAAACCCAGAUAUAUGGUGUAAAUGGAGUGCUGCUAAUGGCAAUAAUCUCCAUGGAAUCCAGUAUAGGAUAGCAAAACGUGGUUUGGAAUUGCUAACAGUUGGAGGUAGAAUGGUAUAUUCUACAUGUUCGUUAAAUCCAAUAGAAAAUGAAGCAGUACUUCAUAGACUUCUUUGUGAAACUGGCGACUCAGUACAAUUAAUUGACUGUAGAGACUUGGUACCAGGAUUGAUAUGCGACCCUGGUGUCACACAUUGGAAACCAGCAUCUAAAAAUUUACAAUAUUAUAAUACUUGGGACGACGUUCCAGAGCAAUGGCAAACACAAGUACGACCGAAAAUGUUUCCUCCACAAGCGAUCGAGGCUUCGAAAUUUCAUCUUGAACGUUGUAUGAGAAUAUUGCCACAUCAUCAAGAUACUGGAGGUUUUUUCGUGGCUGUAUUGGAAAAAGUAAAAUCUCUGCCAUGGGAAAGUGAAGCUCAUAUAUUAAACCAAAACAUACAGAAUGUAAAUGAUAAUGAAAAUGAGGACGAAAUCAUUCCUAAAGAAGAAAACAAGGAUGGAAUCAUUCCUGAAGAAGAAAACAAGGAUGGAACUAUUUCUAAAGAAGAAAACAAGGAUAAAAUCAUUCCUAAAGAAGAAACUUCACGUGACGGAUUUUCAGAAAGUGGAAAAAGAAUAUUAGAAGAAGGAAAGAAAACACGAGAAUUACAAAGGAAACGAAAAAGGAUUGUUGGCUAUAGGGAAGAUCCAUUUGUUUUCUUCAAGGAUGCGACGGAAGAUGUGUGGCAGUCUAUUAAAGAUUUUUACGGUAUAUCUGAUGAAUUGGAUCCGCGAUGUUUGCUAGUAAGAUGUCACGAAGGAAAGAAAAAAAAUAUUUAUUUUACAUCGCCGGCAAUUCGUGACAUAGUGAUAUCUAACGAAAAUAAAGUCAAAAUGAUUAAUACCGGCGUUAAAACUUUUGUGCGAUGUGACAAUAAAAAUAUGAAAUGCGCCUUUAGACUUGCUCAAGAAGGGAUACAGAGUAUCGUUCAUUACAUAAGUGAUAACAGAAAACUUCAAAUUUCGAAAGAAGAUUUAAUAAUGCUUUUACAAAGUGAUAAUCCACAUACACCACCUGAAAUUAUAAAAUUAAAUCCAGAUACUCAGGAACGUCUCAAAGAUUUCGCAACUGGAAGUUGUAUACUGUUAUACAAAGAAGAAAAGACUGACAAUAUAAAUCAGUUAAAUCUUCAACUGGUAGGAUGGAGGGGAAUAAUGUCUCUCAGAGCUUAUGUGCCUACUUGCGACGCAUUUCACUAUUUACGGCUUUUAGGCGCGGAUUGUUCUAAAUUUGAGAAAAACAAAUUCAAGGAAAAUCGUGCAGCCGCUUUAGUCGAGGACGCCAACAAUGAUGUCGGAACUGAAGAUUAAUGAAAAAUGUAAUAGGAAGUGGUAUAUAAUAACAUAGAAGAAAAUCAA